AUGACUCAUUUGCGGAAGCACCGCUCCCUUCCGUCACUCGCGGGGCCGCGCAUUGCCUUGCUUAUAGUAGCCGUAGCGCACGCCGUCGCGGCGGGUCCACUUGCGACGCUCCGUCGCGUGAAAAUCGUCUCAGGCGAUACAGCCGCCACGUCUGCUACAACCGCCACGGCUGCUACGGCCGUAGCCAGCCAUCGCCGGAGUGCGCUAAAGACAGCCGUCGUCACGUUGUCGCCGCCGCCACCCGUAGCGCCUUCGACUUCUGGUAAACCCUUAGCGCCGCCGGCCGCGCCGCGAUCUCCCGGCUCCAGCGGGAACGCGUCGGCAAGCGAGUAUGGGCCGGAGUUCCCGCCGACGUAUGAUCAACGGCUGGCGUUGGCGGAGCUGCGCGUGGCGAUGGAUCCGAACGGGUUGGAGCUGGAGUCGUGGGACUCGGACGUCGGGUGGGCCUUCUGGAUGGGCGUUGAGUGCGACCAGUGGAACCAAGUCGUCAAACUGUCGCUGGGCGGCAACGAGCUGACGGGGAGCAUCCCCGAAGGCAUUUCGCACCUCACCGCGCUGCAGCACCUGUGA
Messenger RNA from Closterium sp. Yama58-4, 570 nucleotides. Lineage: Eukaryota; Viridiplantae; Streptophyta; Zygnematophyceae; Desmidiales; Closteriaceae. The record is from the annotation of a GenBank genome assembly.